CGUGCGCGCAUUGGUUCCUAUUAAUCCUGUUCUUUGUAAAGUUUGUACAACUCCACACACAUCAUGUUGCUGGUAGCGGUAUGUCUUGGGAUACUGGCUGUGGCCGCAGCAGAUAAAAAGCCCUGCUGUGCGCCUCCUCAGUGGGAAGGACUUCUGGCGGAGAAGAUGGGUACAGACCACCAGGGCAAGGCCUGGCUUUUACAGGAGGGUGCGUUGAUGUCUGUGUCAUGGCCAGACAAGAAGAUAAACUUCAUGGGUCAGGUAAACGCUACAGGGGGCACCAGUGUCAAGUUCAGAGUCAUUCAAGAUUACAAGGCGAAGCAACAGUAUGCUAUAGUCCACAAAAACUGCACUAAAACUGCCCUUGCGGAGGAAAUGAUCAACGGAGUCCCACCCAAUGCCACGUACGUUGGUACUUUCUACCUUGGCGCCGGCAAAGACAACGAGCUGAUGUUUGACACGUGGCUGAUCAAGUACAAAGGCAUGGACUUCCAGUCUGAACUGGCCACCACCGUGAAGGACUGCAUCCCCAUGAGCUGGUUUGCCUUCGGAACGGUCAACAAAGAUAAACUGAUCCAGUCUGCUGGCAUUGUGAACGUGACACUUGGAAUUAAGGACAACAGCGUUUUUACUGUGCCAGACAUCUGCAAGAAGGCGUCAAAUGAGUACCCACACCCAGUCCUGGCGGGUAUGGCUGACCAGUUCCGUCUGCGGCUGUAAGUCAACAUAAUGUGACGUACGCGUAUAAACCGUGAUUAACGACGUCACAUGUACACCAAAAAACAAUGAUGUCAAACGUACAGCAAAGUGACAUCACAUAUGAACGAAUAACAAUGACGUUGUCAAUGGACACGUUGCAGAGAAUUUUUGUUGGACAAAAGAUUCUGAAAGAACCUGUUUGUCUCUGUACUAUGCAACACAUUGGAUUUAUUCAAAGAAAGUGGUGAACAUGUGGCUGUAAAGGUUACAUAACACAUUUUCAAUAAAGAUUUCUU
This is a messenger RNA of Lingula anatina, 995 nucleotides long. Its product is annotated as mammalian ependymin-related protein 1. Gene Ontology annotation, biological process: cell-matrix adhesion. Gene Ontology annotation, cellular component: lysosome; extracellular region. The record is from RefSeq and is a predicted model, not a curated record. Gene Ontology annotation, molecular function: calcium ion binding. Lineage: Eukaryota; Metazoa; Brachiopoda; Lingulata; Lingulida; Lingulidae.